Molecule: messenger RNA, 2653 nt
Organism: Salvia hispanica
Lineage: Eukaryota; Viridiplantae; Streptophyta; Magnoliopsida; Lamiales; Lamiaceae
Product: MND1-interacting protein 1-like
Source: RefSeq, a predicted model, not a curated record
UAUCCGGCAAAGAGCCCACUCAUUUUGGCAGCUGCUACAAAUUCCAUUUCUCCUAAAGCAUACCUUCUCCACCACUACCGCCAAGCAAGAAAUCUCUAGCACACUAAUUUUGAUCGCCGGAAUAAUCGUUUUACGGGUUAUAGUCGCUGGUUGAUUUUAUUGAUUGAGGGAUUUCGUGUGAUGGGCUGUACUGUUAGAGAGAAACAUAUCCGUACUAAUCGGAGGACCCGAUCGGUUAAGGCCGAAUCGGAUCAUUCCAGCACCAUUAACACAAAUGGUAAUGUAGAUAAAUCUGGGAAUUUGCAAGCGGGGAUUAGACCUAAAAAUUACCACAUGGCUCUGAAUGCUCUGAAGCAGAGCCCGAUGUUGAUGCCAGCUGCAAAUGCGAGCUCUGUGUUUGAGGAUAAUGGGUGGGGUUACUGCACAGAGGAACAAUUGGAGGAGAUACUGCUGAAGAAUUUGGAGUUUUUGUAUAGUGAGGCGAUAAAUAAGCUUGUUGCAUUGGGUUAUGAUGAGGAGGUGGCACUGAGAGCGAUUUUAAGGAACGGGCAUUGUUAUGGUGGGAUGGAUGUUUUGACAAACAUUUUGCAUAAUUCUUUGGCUUAUCUGAAUAGUGGUGGCAGUAAUGAGGGGAAUGGUGAUGAGCCUGAGCCUGAGCCCUCAUUUGUGGACUUGAGGCAGCUGGAGGAGUAUUCACUUGCUGGAAUGGUUUGUUUGUUGCAACAAGUGAAGCCCCAUCUGACCAAGGGUGAUGCUAUGUGGUGUUUGCUUAUGAGUGAUCUCCAUGUUGGCCGUGCCAGUGUGAUGGAAAUUCCAGUUUUGCCAUCCCCCAGUGGAGGUGGGAGCAGUAGUAUUAAUACUGUCAUUGGGAGUGGGAUUGAGGGUGUCUCCGCAAGUGGUGGUGGGAGCCCAGAGGGAGUUAUUAGUAAUGGGGGACCUGUUGGUGUUGCACCUGCACUCUGUAGGUUUCAUGGUGGCUGGGGAUUUGGGAAUGGUGGAACAUCAGAGUUUCCAAUGCACGGAAUGAACGGAUUUUUGUCUUAUGCAUCAGAAAUGGCUUUGCAGAGAGAGAUUGAGUGUCCAAAGAGAUUUAACCUCAGUCCAUCAAUGAAGAACCUAUUGAAAAGAAAUGUUGCUAUGUUUGCUGCAGGAUUUAGGGCAAAUUCUAAACAGUUUCACAGCCAAUCACAGGCCUGCCCCAGUUCUUUAUCUGGUGGGAAUACAUCUGGUGGGUGUGGUACGACACCUGCAGUUGCAGUUGGGGACAGUGAUGAAUCCCAGUAUGCAAAGAAUCAAGAUGUAGUUAACUCAGUGAUGAGCAAGUUUCAGGACUUGAAUCUUGAUGAGAAUAAUGAACAAGUGUCAUUGGAUCAAAAAGAUGAAAUGAUCCUUAGUUUGAUCCAUCAGAUAAAGGACUUAGAGAAACAGGUGAAGGAACGUAAAGAGUGGGCUCACCAGAAGGCAAUGCAAGCUGCAAGAAAGCUCAGUCAUGAUUUGACCGAGCUGAAGAUGUUGAGAAUGGAGAGAGAGGAAACUCAGCGCCUGAAAAAGGGAAAGCAGACCCUUGAAGACACCACCCUGAAGAGGCUGACUGAGAUGGAGAAUGCUCUAAGGAUGGCUAGCGGUCAAGUUGAUCGUGCAAAUGCUGCUGUUAGGAAGCUUGAGACCGAGAAUGCAGAAAUUAGAGCAGAGAUGGAAGCAUCGAAAUUAAGUGCAUCUGAAUCGGUCACAACCUGUUUGGAAGUUGCAAAGAGGGAAAAAAAGUGCCUUAAGAGGCUUCUAGCAUGGGAGAAGCAGAAAACUAAGAUGCAGGAAGAUAUUACUGCAGAGAAACAGAAGAUCUCAGAGUUACAUCAGGAAUUGGCUCAGAUUGAGGUAGCCACAAAGGAAGCAGAGGCAAAGUGGAGGCAGGAGCAGAAGGCUAAAGAACUAGUUGUCACACAGUUGGAGGAAGAGCGACGCCUUAAAGAAGCUUCUGAGUAUAAUAACAAAAGGAAGCUUGAGGCUCUGCGGCUAAAGAUAGAGAUAGAUUUCCAGCGCCACAAAGAUGAUCUCCAGCGCCUUGAGCAAGAAUAUGCUCGCCUUAAAGAAUCGGCACAAUUAACCGAGGUAGAAAGUCAGGCCAAUGGUUUAUGGACAGAAAACUCUAAUGGUGUAAAUUCCCGAGGAGAAGCCCUUGCAAGGUUGCUGCAUGAACUCGAUCAAUUUGAAGACUCUUCAGAAAAGGAGGUCAGCUGUGAUAGGGAAUGCAUGAUUUGCAUGAAAGAUGAAGUUUCUGUCGUUUUUCUUCCUUGCGCCCAUCAAGUGAUAUGUGCAAACUGUAACGACAACUAUGGGAAGAAAGGUAAAGCUACAUGCCCAUAUUGCUGCGUUCCAAUUGAACAAAGGAUUCGAGUUUUUGGUGCAAGCGCAUAGAUGCAAUACCAAAUGUGUCAUGCUGAGGGAGCUCUCUAAAGGAACACCUAUGCGCAUCUUUAAUUUAAGCUGGUAUAUGAGCUUUACUGGUUUUCUUCCCAGAGAUCUGUGUAUAAAUAAAUAGCAUACUCUUAUGCGGCUUGUGCAUUUGCUACAUGAUACUCUCCCACCUUAUGUGGGAAGCAGACUAUUAUGAGCUCUGCAAUUUGCAGCUAAUACAUGUUUUUUUUAAACGUUA